Drosophila bipectinata is the source of this 3062-nucleotide messenger RNA. It is a transcript of the gene Orai, whose product is annotated as calcium release-activated calcium channel protein orai. The record is from RefSeq and is a predicted model, not a curated record. Gene Ontology annotation, cellular component: membrane. Gene Ontology annotation, biological process: store-operated calcium entry. NCBI's taxonomy places the organism in Eukaryota, Metazoa, Arthropoda, Insecta, Diptera, Drosophilidae. Gene Ontology annotation, molecular function: store-operated calcium channel activity.
AAGCAAAUAAUCCACAACAGGGUUUUAUUGACACAUGUAUUUUACAUGUUAUAAAGCCCAUAAAAUGUUUAUAAAUAAAAAGUAAAUACAAAUAUUUCGCGUCAAGAAAAAAAAACCGCGAGAGAGAACCCAUCCCCGAGAGAAAGGCGAAAAAUUUUCCGUGUCUAGAUGGGUGCGUGUGCUCGAAUUUUCGAAUUGUAUGGGUAAUUGUUGAUCAAUUGUCAUGUGCCGCCUGCAAGAGCACUCACACACCUACAAUUGCAAAAAAACCAAAAACAAUAACACUCGGCCUCAUCAAUGGGAAGCAUUGCAAAAUCAACCAAGUGAAACGGAACCUAAUAAAAUUCGGAAUCAAAAUCUGAAAACUACUAGAGAUUACAGUGGCCAGAGAGGCAGUCCAAAAUUCUUAGCUUGAGAUUACAAAUAAUUCCAUACAGAACAAGAAAUGAAUAGGGAAUGAGUCACGAAUGAGAUUCGAAUAAUUCAACCGUUAAAGGAGUAAUAAAAUUAAAUUUCAAUUGAGACCUAUUGGAGACUCUGGCCAGUGGCAUAAUUGAGAGAUCGGGGCGUUGGCGAUAACCAAGAUGAAAGACCUCUGACCUCUGAUGGAAUCUUUAUUUAUUGUCACACAUGCCCAGACACAUUCGAAAUCAGCAGUUCAGUUUGGAGAUCCUACUACAGAGAGCUUGACGGAAUAUUUUCGCAUUAAGGCUUCAGAACUGAUCAUAAAACUAUAGCUUUAGAGGGCAAGCAAUGAACAAUAUUAACUGAUUUUGUGGAAUAGGUAUUGAAAUAAUUUAAUCUGUAGACCAACGCCUACUGGAUUCAUCUAGAUUCUGGAAGAGACACAAUCUAUGUUUGUGCCUUUGACGAGACACGACCAGAAAGAGUGAUAGGAAGCGGCCUAUGCCACCGUUCGAAGAGGAGCAGGAUCCGUCAGAGGAGCACAUACCUCUGAAGCCGCCGCGACGCAAGAGAACAAUGAAGACUGCCGAGCAGGACACAGCAACACAGCCUCCCUCGGAGGAGACCGAAGAGGAGCAACUGCUGCCCACCAGAGAGCUAGGUGGUGGCAGCCUGCGCUAUGCCAGGGCCAACUUGAGCCACAGCAAUCUGCUGCUGAGCCACCAGCAGAGCUCCUUCGACACGCCCACCGAACGGACGGCCAGCAGCGAGACCCUGGACAUGCCGCCGAUAUCGAGGCAGCGCUACCAGGUGCAUCCCCAGCCGAAUCGCAUCCAAGGCAUCCAAGGUAGGCCGCAACCUUCUGCCCUGGCCAGUGCUCUGCACGCCACCGCCAAAUUGGCAGCCAGCGUGGAUGCCUACACGGCGGCGGCGACAGCCACAGCGGUCGGCGACUAUACCCUCUGCGAUUCGUGCCGUCCGCUGCGCUACAAUCCGAACUGCAGCCACCACUUCCACCACCAGCCACAGCAGCAGCAACAGCUACAGCACCAUCACUUACACAAUAUGGGAAAUCUCAGAGCGAGCAGUUUCAUGGGCUCGUCGCGGUACCUCUACCACAGCCAGUUCAAUUCGAAUUCGCCGCAGUCGAGACGCUUCACCGCGCAGCGAGACAUCUCGCCAGCAUCGGGCUCGGCAUCGGCAUCGAUAUCGGCGGUAGUAGCUCCAACAGCACAACUAGCUUCCAUAGCAUCGCCUCCAUUAGCAGCUCCACCACCACCACAGCCAUUUCAGUUGCGCACCUACCAACAAACUCAAUCCUCCCGCUUUCAGCCGCGUGGUCAUCACCGCACCGCCAGCAGCAGCAUGUCGCAGUCUGGGGAGGAUCUCCACUCGCCCACCUACCUGUCCUGGCGCAAGUUGCAGCUCAGUAGGGCCAAGCUGAAGGCCUCCAGCAAGACGUCGGCUUUGUUAUCAGGAUUUGCCAUGGUGGCAAUGGUGGAGGUGCAACUGGACGGCAACACCAAGGUGCCGCCGGGCAUGCUGGUGGCAUUCGCUAUUUGCACCACAAUGCUGGUGGCGGUGCACAUGCUGGCACUGAUGAUCAGCACCUGCAUCCUGCCCAACAUCGAGACUGUGUGCAAUCUCCAUAGCAUCUCCCUGGUCCACGAGUCGCCGCACGAGCGACUGCACUGGUACAUCGAGACGGCCUGGGCCUUCUCGACGCUGCUGGGACUGAUACUCUUCCUGCUGGAGAUAGCCAUCCUGUGCUGGGUGAAGUUCUACGACUUGAGCCCGCCGGCGGCAUGGUCCGCCUGUGUGGUUCUCAUCCCGGUGAUGAUUGUUUUCCUGGCAUUCGCCAUUCACUUCUAUCGCUCGCUGGUGACCCACAAGUACGAAGUCACGGUGUCGGGCAUUCGCGAACUGGAAAUCCUCAAGGAGCAGAUGGAGCAGGACGCCCUGGAGCACCAGCACAGCACGCGGAACAACGGGCUGCACUACGGCGCCUCCGGGGACAUUGUCUAGCCGGGAGUCCUUGGACGGGACGUCCCACGUUUUGAAAAGACAUUGCGGCUCAGGGCAAGCCUCAGACUAUUUAAGUUUGAAAUAAUAUACGAGUAUAGAAAAUUUGUAGUAAAUGCAAAUUGUGAUAAGCAUAAGGCAGUAGAUUUUAAAAAAAAUGUACGCGAACUGUAUUCUGUAUUCUAUAACGACUACGUGUGAAUGGAGUAGAGUGGAGUGAAGUCCUGGUUUUUAAUUUUUACUGCAAUUACUAGGCACUGAUACGAUAGGAAAUAGUGAAAAUUAAAGACCCAUAACGAAGCAAUACGUUGGACCUCAUCGCGUCCAAUGAAUAUUCCUCAAAAAUUAGCUCAUAACUCGUAUGUUUUAUAUAUUUUGAUUGUACUUUAAUUCGUACGCCUUUUGUAAUCCUCUCUGGCCGUCUUCCCCGCUAUUCUUUAAGUCCUUUUUAGAGAAUGUAGGCGCUCGUGAUAGCGCUCUAAUUUAUACAUAAAUAUAUAAUUAAACGAUUUUUUAUAAAUUAUACGAAAUUUAUAUUUUAAUGGGACGAGUAUUAUAUUAUUCAAGGAUAUUUUAUAUAAGAAACAUUUUCAACAAAACAAAAUCAGCUAAUAAAUUUAAAUACUUUGAAAAAA